AGCAGCGCCGUGGGGCUGUGGGCCUCCCUUCCUCCGUCCGAUACCGCCUGGUCGCUGUGGGGUGGCGGCGAGAGCACGGCUCGUGGUGGGGGAUCGGUUCCUGGCCUCAAAACUGCACCAGGACGGCAGAGGAGGAGAGGGGAUGUAAAGCCUACAGGAAAAAACCCAGCUCCAGAUGGGCUUCUCUAAAGUCGUCCUCCAAGGGGAGGGGACAGCACGGCCUAAUUUUAGAUAGAGUGCCCUAGUAUUACUGUGGAUGUACAGCAUAAAUGGUGCUCUGAGAAAUAGAGAAUUGGACAAAAUUCCCAUCCUGUGGAGCUUACAGUCAGAAAAAUCCUCUACACACAAAGCAGGCUGACAGAAUAGCAGCUGAUCUGCAGCAGGAGCCCCAGGAGUGCAGGUCUCAAGCAGAUGAACCAGGUACUCUUCAGUCUCGGAAGCCUCUGAUCAUCUCACAAUGAUACUACUUCCCUUGUUCCAGAAACUUGGCUUGACUUAGGAGGAAACCCCAUAACUGUGCCUUAAAACUUGAAUUGCAUCAGUGUGGGUUGUAUUAAAAAUGCACAGUAAGAAGAAGACUCCAGAAAAAUACUAUGUUGGAAUUGAUGUUGGCUCAGCAAGUGUUCGUGCAGCAUUGGUCGAUGGGCUUGGGACAGUGGUAGCACAUGCAGAGCAGCCAAUCCAAAUUUGGGAGCCCCAGCCAGACCACUAUGAGCAAUCCUCUGCAGACAUAUGGGCUGCUUGCUGCUCAGUCACAAAGAAAGUUGUCUCUGGAGUAGAUGCUAGCCACAUUCGAGGGGUUGGGUUUGAUGCUACAUGUUCCCUUGUUGUUGUGGAUAAACAAUUCCAACCUUUGGCAGUCAACUGUGAAGGACAAAACUAUAGGAAUGUCAUUAUGUGGAUGGACCACCGUGCAGUCAGUCAAGUUGAGCGCAUCAAUGCAACGCAACACAGGGUUUUGAGCUAUGUAGGGGGAGUAAUGUCUGUGGAAAUGCAGCCACCUAAAUUGCUGUGGGUAAAGGAGAACCUGCAAGAAUCAUGCUGGGAGAAGGCAGGCCACUUCUUUGAUCUUCCCGAUUUCUUAUCUUGGAAAGCCACAGGUGUCACUGCAAGAUCCCUCUGUACAGUAGUGUGCAAGUGGACGUAUACCUCAGAUAAAGGCUGGGAUGACAGUUUCUGGAAAAUGAUUGGUUUGGAAGAUUUGGUAGAGGAUAAGUAUGAAAAAAUAGGAAACCACGUCUUGUCUCCUGGAGAGUCUGUUGGACAAGGUCUAACGCCAGAAGCUGCGAAAGAUCUUGGUCUCCCUGAAGGGAUUGCGGUAGCAGCAUCUCUCAUUGAUGCCCAUGCUGGAGGACUAGGAGUAAUUGGAGCAGAUGUGAAAGGACAUAACCUGCCAUGUGAGAACCAGCCAAUUACAUCCCGAGUUGCUAUGAUCUGUGGAACAUCUUCAUGCCACAUGGGGGUCAGUGAAGCCCCCAUUUUUGUGCCUGGUGUCUGGGGACCUUAUUUCUCUGCGAUGGUACCUGGACUGUGGUUGAAUGAGGGAGGUCAAAGUGCUACAGGCAAGCUGAUAGAUCAUGUGGUCCGAGGCCAUGUCGCCUUCCCGGAAUUACAGGCAAAAGCUGCAGCCAGUGCUCACAGUAUAUAUACAUACUUGAACAGUCACCUGGAUCUGAUUAAGAAAUCUUUGCCUGUGGGUUUCCUCACUGUUGAUUUACAUGUUUGGCCAGAUUUCCAUGGUAACAGAUCUCCCUUAACAGAUCUGACACUAAAGGGCAUGGUUGUUGGACUAACAUUGUCUCAGGGUCUGGAUGAACUUGCCCUUAUCUACUUGGCCACGAUUCAAGCCAUUGCUUUAGGAACAAGACAUAUUUUGGAAACUAUGCAGGCUGCAGGGCAUCAUAUCAACACACUGUUCCUGUGCGGUGGGCUGAGCAAGAACCCUCUCUUUGUGCAGAUGCAUGCUGACAUUACUGGCAAGCCUGUUGUCCUGUCCAAAGAAGUGGAGUCUGUUUUGGUGGGUGCUGCUAUUCUUGGAGCCUGUGCUUCUGGGGAUUUUGCAUCUAUACAGGAGGCCAUGGCGAAAAUGGGAAAAGUUGGGAGAGUUGUGCAGCCCAACCAUGAGCAUAAAAGAUUUUACGACAAGAAAUACGAAGUAUUUUUGAAACUGGUGGAACAUCAGAGAGAGUAUCGCUCCAUCAUGAACAGCUUCUGAUCUGGAGUCAUGUUAUCUGGGAACAGCAGGCAGAGCGAAUCUCCAGCUAUUUGUGAUGAGGGUAAUGUCUUCUCACUGUACCGUCCAUGUCAAAAAUACACUUUUAUCAUUUAAAGCAUACAUUUUAACUUGGAAUGAGAAAUAAAAUGCACUCACUGGCUGUGAA
Melopsittacus undulatus (budgerigar) is the source of this 2381-nucleotide messenger RNA. RefSeq names its product FGGY carbohydrate kinase domain containing (gene FGGY). Gene Ontology annotation, biological process: pentose metabolic process; carbohydrate phosphorylation. Gene Ontology annotation, cellular component: cytoplasm. The coding region runs from base 560 to 2215 and encodes 551 amino acids. Lineage: Eukaryota; Metazoa; Chordata; Aves; Psittaciformes; Psittaculidae. The record is from RefSeq and is a predicted model, not a curated record. The transcript has 19 exons. Gene Ontology annotation, molecular function: D-ribulokinase activity.